Messenger RNA from Hemicordylus capensis (graceful crag lizard), 6085 nucleotides. RefSeq names its product phosphoinositide-3-kinase regulatory subunit 6 (gene PIK3R6). Bases 714 to 2987 code for a protein of 757 amino acids. The transcript is spliced from 22 exons. NCBI's taxonomy places the organism in Eukaryota, Metazoa, Chordata, Lepidosauria, Squamata, Cordylidae. Gene Ontology annotation, cellular component: phosphatidylinositol 3-kinase complex, class IB. Gene Ontology annotation, molecular function: 1-phosphatidylinositol-3-kinase regulator activity. Gene Ontology annotation, biological process: G protein-coupled receptor signaling pathway; positive regulation of MAP kinase activity. The record is from RefSeq and is a predicted model, not a curated record.
AGCCAGCGGAGCUCAGCAGUUCCUCGGCCCCGCCGUGAGAGGAACCGGCUGGCUGGCAAGCAGACGCGGGACUGCCGGGCAGAGGAGGAAAAGGAGGAGGCGCAGGCUGCCGCCGGCCUCCGUCCGGGUGGCUGGCUGGCUGCUGGACGAGGAAGGAAGUCCUGUUUUUGUCCUCCUCUCCCGCAGGGCACGCGGAGGCUUUUGCUCGGCCGCCAGCGUCUCUCGAGCGCGCCCGAUGACUUCCUGAACAAGCCCGGCCGAAGCCACAAGCAGCAAGCAGCCCGGCGGGCGGGCGGCGGGGAUGGGACCUCGGCGAGACGCCAGCAGCCAGGCGGGCAGCGGUGAGUUGCGCGAGGUAUUGGCUGGUACUGGUGAAGCUGGUAAAGCGAGUUUGUCUUGGGUGUGUUCUCCCGUGACAGAGAUUGGCAGGCUGAAAAGAAAUCCAGCAGCAUCCCCGCUGAGAGCCAAGGUGGAGUUAGAGACUGCUGGUCUGUUGCUGUCUGCUGCCCAUGACUCUUUGUUUUCUUCAUGCACAGCAUAACACACUGGCUGGAGGGGAAAUCCUUACCAUUGGCAGCCAGCAUCCUUCGUUGCCCUAGAAACAGUAUAGGAUACGAGGCCAUGCUGAGUGAAACGGAGUGCUCUGUUCACCCAGUGCUCCAAGAAGUCUUACCAGUAAGCUCACAACCACCUGCUGUGAUCUUUGCCCAGCCAUGGAGAGCCCAGAGGUUGAGUCAGACUUUCUCCGAAGUGUGCACGCCCUCCUUCGAGAACUUGAUGGCCACCAUCCAGCCUUCCAGAGUGAGCGAGGGAUGCUGCGAUGGACCUUGCACAAGAAAAUCGACAGGAAUCCCAGUAAUGGAGCCCUCUUGAUCAAAAUCCUGGUGAAGGAACUGGAAAGGGCAGAAAGAUGCAACUAUCGGCAAUACAUCAUCCCCUUGCUUCACACACUAAUGUACACACUGUUAAAGACCUCCUGUGUACCAGAUGAUCUGUAUGAGAGGGUCUAUGAUUUCUGUAAGAAGUUACUUACCCUGCCCAAACCUUACUGCACCAUCGGCUUAGACUAUGCUCAGCAACUGAAACUGGAACGGACAAUACCAGGAGUAUUGUACCAAAGAAUGGUCUCCGCAGAGCAAAGUCUCAAGAACGACUCAUUCCCUUAUCAAGAAAAGGUUUUCAUGUUUGUGGACCCAUAUUUGCUCUCUGAGGCUGUUUGCAGGGCACUUGUUGCUGAAAUCAAGGCUGCGCAGAAGUCACAGUGUGCCACAUCCUGCAUGGUCUAUGUGAUAGAACGUGCCUUCCCAGUACUGCUAAAGGAACACCAUCGUAUUAGGAACUUGCACGCCAUUCUUAAGGCAAUGCCCCCAGAUGUGACGGAGCACUGUUUUCAGCAAGUGGUGGCAGCCAUUGAGCAUGCAGGAAGAGAUAUGAAUGCAGAAUACAGUCAAUGUAUUGAAGAACUGGAGAAAAUCCACAGCACAUUACAGAGCACUUCUGAGAAGGGUGUAGAGCAGCCUGCAGCAGAAGGAAGCCCAGGCAUCCCUUUGCCCAACCCUAACAUAAGUUUCCACUUGUGGACCGAUGAAGAUCAGCUUUGGAAGGAACUGGUGCUGUUUAUCCGUUCACCAAGUCAGUCCUGUGAACAGGAUUCUCUGAGUGAAGAACUAGAUAGUUUUGAGUUUCAAGAUGUGAUGACGGACUAUGAGUGCUGUGAGCAGUCGCGCUUCUCCAUACUCUCCACUGACAGUGGGAUUGAACGGGACCUGCCUAUGCCGUGCGAUGAAGUCCCCCCUUCCUGCAGUGCUGAGACUGAGCGCUCUCGACUACAAAGGAAGGGCUGCAUGAAGAAGAGGGGGUCUACUCUGGAUAGCAUAGCCUUCCUACAGAGCAGCUCCAACGGGCAGGGCUCAAAGUCAGCUGGGAAACUGCAGCGGAAAUCUGGUGGUAGUAUCAUGGAGCCCAUGGCUCCAAUGAAGAGACUGCACACUGCUCGUGUCUUGGUGCUGGGCGAUGACAGAGUUUUGGGGCGCCUCGCCCAGGCCUAUUACUCUUUGAGGAAACGGGAGAGCAGACGUACAAUUCUUACACCAAGACUCAAAGUGCAGUUUUACUAUGUGCCCAUUGUGGAAGAACAAUUCAUCUCUUGCCCCACGGAGGAAUAUGCUCUGCCCGACCAAACAGAGCCUUGUGAGUUAGGUGCUUAUCUUGGAAGAGCUGACCCAUGGUACGAGAGCAACAUUAACACCCUGUGUCAUAUGAUUCCGAAGCUGGCCACCAUGCCCUCUUCUCCAAGCAAAACAGCAGUCUCUGAUCUGUUCAUUGUCGAUGUGAUUGCUUACUAUGUGCGACUGGGCUUGCAUCCAAUCUUCUUCCAAGUCUAUGCCGUGAAGCUUCUCUUCAGUAAUGCUGCUGUGGAACCAGUUGAGGACAUUUUCCUCAUUGAGUUGAGUGCUACCCUUGAAGAAUGCAACCCCUCCAAAGACAAUCUACUUAUGAAAAAGAAACCAGUGAUGGAAGUUCCCGGUGCAGAUUUUACCUUCGUAUAUAAAAAGGUUUUGCUGAGUAACCGUGAGAAGGAGGAGACGGUGUCUUUGCGAUCCACAGGCCUGGUGAUGAAAGCCAUUCCCUCUAAUCAGACUGAAGAUCUGGUGCGCUUGAAUGUGAAUGUUGCUGAAGUCAUAAAAACCUCCAACCUCGCAGGACGGUCAUAUUCUGUAGUGACAAACAAGAUUGAAACACGCCACAUCAAUAUCAAAAGCACAGAACAGCGGUCCUUCACUGUGUGCCUGGACAAGGACUCCAGACGAGUCUACAAGAAUGUGAUCAGUGUUGAAGUUUUUCCAUGCCUAGAACCUAGCUACUGCCUGCAAAAGACAAGGACCAGGCGGAACAGCUUCCAGGAAGAGGAAGAUGUAGGACUGGCCAAAUACUUACCCAAGUCUUUAUUGCUACCCAUCAACACUUUUGCAGGCAUUAUUCAAUGAGAAAGGUGGCUGUAACAGCUACUGAAAUCUUUUGUGGGGUGUCCUUAGGGAAUAUGGCUGGGGAAGCAACACGAAGGGCUCCAGGUGACGAGGAAAGGCAAGGGAACCUAGUCAGAACAGUCCCUCAGGUCUGCCAGGGAAAACAGAGUCCAGUCUAAUAUAGAGAAACUGUGGGUUCGGUAACCAUGACAGAUACACUGGGGAGCAGGUACAGGAGGAAAUAACAAGGCAUAAGAAUGUCACGUUUCUAUGCCACACACAUACAACCAGAAAACCAUAAAGACCAGAACAUUUCCUGGGUAUUUUCCUCUUAGACCAGGGAAGAAUAAGCUUGUUUUACCUUUUGCUCAGCAAGUGAAAUGGUAAUAACUAAUGUUAAAUGAAUGUAUAUUCAAAAUGAUCCUUCAGGGACAAGAUGGCAGCUCUGUUGAGUCGAGCACUGCCCAAACAUUCUAAAAAUACUGUUUUGUAGAACCACCACAGGCAAGUGAACAACUCUCAUGAAAGCAUUUUUACUAUGAACUUGAACACAGGUGGCCAACCUCCAGCACAGAUGGCAUCAACGAAGGAGUUUGUACUCCUGUAGAGGAGCAGGAAGGCUGAUGGACCUGGCUAUGGCACAGAGCUAGGCUCCUGCCUGACUCUCCUACGUUGCUCAUGAUACUUGAUGUAGAGGCUACCACAAAGCACAGGAAGUGGCUUAAUAUGCAUUGCAGUAUGCACUAAAUUGGUACUGCCUCAUGUUUUAGGACUGAUGCAGCAUGCUUUUCAAAUAGGUGAGCCACUGAAGUAGAGACUAAUACCUACCACGAGUUGUCUCUUCUGUACUACUCCUCUAGUUUCUAAACUGGAAUUUGCUAAAAAGUAAGCCAACUUGAAAUGGAGGCCAUGCUGUGGAAACGGCUAAUUCACAUGAGCCCUUUAGUUUUAGUCUGGCAUCCUGAGUAGAACAACCCUGUUUCACAGUGACUGUGCACCAUGGGCAACUUCUCCAUGAAGCAAUGGCCUCAGGUGGCGCUUUGCGGGGUAGCAGAAUGCACUGCCACUGCCCCUCUGUGGAAUCCUGCCAGGCCGUCACCUGCCUUUGUGUGCUUCUGGCAGCCCUCCCUCCCACUCACCUCCCACGACCAGGUGCAGACAAAGCAGGCAGGCUUACUGUUGGAGGGAAAGGGAGACAACAAGAGAGAACACACAUAUGCAGUGAGGGGUGACUUCUCCUUUCUGACAACCUAGCAAUGUAAUGGCAAUUGGAACCAGUCAGUGCUCACUCUGUCUGUGUCUCCAGACUCAUUUGUUGCUGGAGGGAAGGGGAGAGAGUGGGGGAGAGAGAGAGCACUCCUGCUGCCGCCUCAGUAGUGCACCAGCAGUGGAGAGGCCAAACAGCCACACUCCCUGAUGCCUCCUGCUGGGUGCACAGCGCAAACAUCUAGCAUCGGUGACAGUGACGUGGCCCAGCACCUGAGCCAGCAGCACCUGGGGAUGGAGGGCGGGGCCAGAAAGGGGGUGGGUCGGUGUCAGCACUGGCUGUCACUCAGCCUUGGAGUGGCAGGGCAGCUUGUUGCCAUUUGCCUCUAGCAGCAAAUGGCAAUGAGCCAGCCCUCUUGUGCACACGAACAGGAUCUUCAUUGGCUGGUCCUUGGUCUGUUUGGUUAGCUGACUGUAUUAUUUAUGCUUCUCAGAAAUAUAUUCUUGUAAGUCAAAGUCUGGACUCUCUGCUCCACAGCAGAAACCAACAUAAAGCACAGUAGGCUUAGUAGAAGAAUACCUGGAAUUAUAACCACAAAUCAGUAAUCUCUCAGCCAUGAUGUAGCAGUUUCCUGCACUACAUAAGAUUCUUCCCUCACACAUCAAGUAGACUGAAUGAAUAUCAGGUUUGACCAGAUGUUCUUGAUCGACACAAAUCAGGAAUCUGCUAUAACUAUGCUUAGGCUUCAAUUCAUUCAAGAGAUUACUGAGGCCAUAUAAUUAGCAAUAUAAGGUACUUUCUUCAUUCCCAAUGGUGCGUUCUGAACACACCAUAAGGUGUGAGAAAUGCUGUUUAGAAGAAAAUAAACUUUUCAUGUCUGAAAGACACAUGCUAGAACAGCUCUGACUUACUAUAACCUCUUUGUUCAGGCAUGCUUAUAUGCCUUAUUGCACAGUGCUCUGCACCCUCGUGAACUUAUUGCAAAGAGCCAGUCCACCUGAUAGCACACUGCUCCAUUUGCAAAAUAGGAGGUGAUAGUUUUGCCUUUAGUGAAGAAGGUAUCAUUUCUCCUGUGUUCUGCAGUUUGCACCAUAAUCUCAAAUGUUGCAAGGAAUUGCCAUAUGUUAACUUGGUGGGUUUUCCUAGCACCCUGUUACCAAUGUUUCUGUGGUUGUCAUCCGGCUUUGUGACACAUCAAAAGAUGACAAAGGCUUAUUGUGACAUAAGCUUUUGUGGGUAUCUCCCUAUUUCAUCAGAUGUCUGUUGUAUUCGUAUUUAUGUUUUGCACUCUGCAAAAUCAGGGGACUUUUAUAUUCCCUUUAUCUUUGGUUCUCACCUUGUUUACUUGCUUUAUACUUUCUGAUAUACCUCAAGUCAAUAUGCAUUUAUAAUCCUACCAUUUUGUGCACCUAAUAUAAUAGCUUGUUGCCUUGCCAAGCUCUUGUCACAAUACACUGGUUAGUCUUCAAGGCUGCAUGGGACUUCAUCAACUUGCUGCUACAGACUAACAUCUUAGUAUUCUGAAAUUUAGCACAAACAACUCCUUAAUAAUAUUUGAGGAAUUUCCAGUACUCAGCAAGCCACAACCCACAAGUAUCAAACAUAGGAUAUUCUUGGAUCAACACACAGUAGGAAGUUUUGCAUAGGAGGGUAUUCAGAUUUCUCAGCAGAAAUACAUUGUCCUACUUCAGUUGUCUUAUGCUUGAGUGUGAAUAAUUGACAAAGAGGGCCACGAGGCUUAUUGUAAGGGAGGGAGUCACACUGAGGACAGAGAUAUGCUGGAAUGUAUAAAGAUGGACAAGUGUACUACGGCAAGAACGGAGGAUCAUAAAAAUUAAGAUCAAAUGAGGCCUUAUAGAAGCACAGAUAGUAUGGAACCAAUCCAACUAUGUAGGUCAGUGGAAGGUGGGCU